Molecule: messenger RNA, 2503 nt
Organism: Gadus macrocephalus (Pacific cod)
Lineage: Eukaryota; Metazoa; Chordata; Actinopteri; Gadiformes; Gadidae
Product: matrix metalloproteinase-16-like
Biological process (GO): skeletal system development; collagen catabolic process; extracellular matrix organization
Cellular component (GO): extracellular matrix
Molecular function (GO): zinc ion binding; metalloendopeptidase activity
Source: RefSeq, a predicted model, not a curated record
AUGCGCAGUAACUGGGAAAUAUGGUUGAAAACUGGCAGCUAUGCCGCGCAGCGCAGGAAUCGAGCUAAAUGUGUCUGUCAAGAGGAAUCGUUGUGCAGCGACCGUGCCGGAGGACCAAACCGGGGACAAGCGAGACUCGUAGAGAGGAAGCGACUGAGAGCCGUGGCGAAUGAUUAUUUUACACGGGAUCACCGGAGAUAGACGAAGAGAUAGGGGGGAUAGGACGAAGCCUUUUCCUCUUUCCCAGUGGGCACGGAAGAAAGAUAUACCCGGCGAUGUCCCUCCUAAACGUCUAGGAUCUACUCCGUGCCCGCUUGUUGUUUUUUCUGGUUGACUGUUAUUGAAAACAAACAGACAAAAAUCCAAAGGGCCACUAUGGUUUUAUUAGACCUCCAUUCUAGGAGAUGUUUGAGUAGCUUGUGCAUAGGGACGCUGUGCGUGCAGUUCCUGCUGUGGAUUUUAUGCGCGGUGAACGGAGAGGAGCAGCCGUUCAGCGUGGAGGCAUGGCUCCAGAGGUACGGCUACCUCCCCCCCGCAGACCCCCGCAUGUCCCUGCUGCGGUCAGCCCGGGCCAUGCAGUCCGCCAUCGCUGCCAUGCAGCGCCACUACGGCCUCAACGUGACGGGCACGCUGGGCCGCAGCACCGUAGACGACAUCACAGUAAGCUGGAUGAAGAAGCCCAGAUGUGGAGUGCCGGACCAGUGGGGCGCCUCCAAAUUCAAUGUGAGGAAACGACGGUACGCCCUCACGGGGCAGAAGUGGCAACAUAGACAUAUCACUUACAGCAUAAAGAACGUGACGCCCAAGGUGGGCCGCGAGUUGACACACGACGCCAUACGGCGAGCGUUCGACGUGUGGCAGAACGUGACGCCGCUGCGCUUCGAGGCCGUGCCCUACAGUGAGCUGGAGCGCACCAAGAAGGACGUGGACAUCACCAUCAUCUUCGCCUCGGGUUUCCACGGCGACAGCUCGCCCUUCGACGGCGAGGGCGGCUUCCUGGCCCACGCCUACUUCCCGGGCCCCGGCAUCGGCGGGGACACGCACUUUGACUCGGACGAGCCGUGGACGCUGGGGAACCCCAACCACGAUGGUGAGUGUCGUUGCCGCGGCGAUAUCGAGAUCGCACGGCGAUGUGUGCCCAAAAAAGGAACCCCUGUCCUAACGACCUGAUAUAAAACAGCGUCGUAACAUGGUGCCCAAAAAAAAAGCACAUUUGUCUGCUUUGAUGCUGUCUGGUUCUGCUAUUGGCCGCUGAUGAGGUCCCAGUGCCAUGUAUUUGUGGUCGCAAUUGGACGCAGAUGGAUCUUUGCGAGUUUUCCCCUCAUGGCUUCCCUCCUUAAAUGAAUCAAAACAAACCUAGUGCUGCACUCCACCUCUGCCAGUCAACGGAGGACAUCGCAUCCUCUUCAACCUUUUGCACGCGGCAGGCUGUCUUUAUUUGCCCACCGACUCCUGCUGGAUUAUUACAUUGAGUGAAGGCCUUCAGUGGAGGAGAGGUUUGGCUGCUGGGUAUCUUCGUACGGUUUGUGAGUACACAACCAGAGAAGAGGCAGUUCAAUGUUGGGUGAGGCCGAUGCGAUUUUGCAUUCGGGUGAUCGGAUUGUGGCGUGUCGAGUUUGCAUCUGUAUUUGCGUGUGUGUCUAUCGGGGCAAAUGUGUUUGAGCUGUGCAAGCUGUGCGUGUGUGUACGGGUGUGUGUGCAUGUUUGUCUGUGCUUUUUGUGCUUGUGGGUCACAGUCAUCCAGCGGAAUGAUGGCUAGGUUCGCCCAGUUGACCUCUCGACCCCGUUCUGUCCUCAUUCGGCCGGAGGAUUACCCAUUUGUGAUGACAGAUUGGUAAUGAGAGGGAGGGAGAGAGAGGACGAGAGAGAGGGAGGGAGGGAGAGUGAGAGAGAGAGAGAGAGAGAGAGAUCGCGAGAGAGAGGGGGAGAGAGAGUGAGGGACAUAGAGCAAGGGAGAGCGAGGGAGAGAGAGGGAGAGCGAAACAGACAGAAACGUGGGAAGAUGUGAGUCAGACUAAGAGUUGAGGUGAGGUAAGCCCGAGGACAGAAAACACAGCGUGAGCGAUCGAGGGCGAGAGACGGAGAGAACUGAAAGAGAGGGGAGCAUCCCCCACCGCCCCCGUCAAUGAGGGCGAAGGGGUCAGUGAGCCGGGAGAUCCAGGCACAGCUCAUUAAACGGCGGGAUGCCACAGGUUGAGCAGAUGAGGAAUUUGAGAAAAAAAACAACAAGAAAUAGCCCAGGGGCGCUUCACAGCUCCGGCGUGGUCCAGAGCUGGCUGCUGCUGAUGUGGCAGGCGGCAGGCGAGACAUCCGGGCCUCCUCAUCGACCCGGAGACACGCCAGCGCCAGCGGGGGUUCAAAGAGGCGUCGGCUCUCCUUCCUCCUUCCUCUCGUCUCUCGUCACUCCUGUCACCUGUUAGCUAAGCCCUUUCUCCACCCCUCCAUUUCCCUCUCGCUCUCUUGCCUACAUCCCUCCUCCCAGCACCCCCCCCCCAGCCCCCCU